AUGGAGGACGUUUACACUGUGGUGGAGAGGCUGAAGUUGGACCCGCAGGGAGGAUUGGCGGAGCUGGAGCGCCGGCUGAGGCCAGACGAGGGCGCGACUCUCGGCCCACAACAGCCGGCGGCCCCCGAGAACUGGCACGUGGUAGUUGGCGAGCUUCUGGAGAUGCUGGCCGUGCCAGAGGCCCAGUGGACCUGGUUCCGCCCGUCAGAAUCGCGUGAACAGCAAACUUUGCGCCAGCACAAACAGGCGCAACUACAGGCUCUGCGGCUGGUACUACAGUUCGGCGCAGUGUACGACCGGGCCAAGCUGCUGGACAGAGUAUCGCUCUACUACGACGAGCGCCAUCCGUGGUCGUCCCAAGAGUCUGCCCAGGCCGUGCGCGACAUUCUGCGCCGGGCCGAGCCCUCAAAAGACGAGAUCUUCCUGCUCAUGGACGGCUACGUGCCCAUGUUACGCGAAUUUAGCAAGGUCGGCCAGCACUCGGCAAAAGUGUCUGCUCGGGGGUACAGAAAAUCGCAAAACGCGGCCGACGGGCCCAGAGACACGCCGCUCGUGGGGCGCGCGCCCGUGGGCGAGGACGACCGGAUCAGGACGAAAUACAUGGCGCGGAUCGGCAGCCUGGCUUUUUUGGUGGAUUUUCUCGCGGGCAGCGACAUAGAAGCGCGCUGGAACGUGGUUUUCCUGCUUUUGCUGCACUACCUGGACGACCACGACGUGCUGGUGAAGAGCGCGGCGCCUGCUGCUGGACGCGAUUGCGCCGUGUCUGCUGGCGCUGCCGUCGCUGACGCCGGCGGCGGAGUCGCGGACGGUGCUGCCGACGGCGUACGCGACGGCAGUCGCCGUGCUGGCGGCCUCUGCGCGCGACCAGGACGAGCUCGAAAAACAGGUCGGGUGGCUGCUCGUGGACUACGCGCUGCCGGGCGUGGCGCGCGCGGGCGAGUACCCGGACGUGUGCGGCGCGCUACUGGGCGUCGUGGCCGCGGAGCUGCUGCCGAGGACGGGGGCGUUUGCCGCGGUGGUGGCGAAACAGACGUGCUACGCCGUGCUCGAGCUGCUGCGAAACCCGUACACCGCGCUCUCGCCGGCGACGGUCGACGCGGCGGUCGGCGUGCUGGAGCAGCUGGCGGCGCGGCCCCGCGGACUCGCGAGCGUGCGGUACGACGUGCUGGCGUGUCUUCUGAAGGUGGCGCAGCGGCUGCACCGGUACGCUGUUCGCGGCGGCGACGAGGUGCGGGCGAAAAUCGGCCGGCUCGUGUGGCAGCUCGACCUGACACAGCAGGAAAGAGACCGCGCACAAAAUUUUCUUCUCCGCCUGACACAGUGAAGACAAGACGGAUGCCCAAGUUUCUGACGCAGUCGCGCGAGGCGCUGCGCGAGAAGUACGCGGAGAUCAACCGGCGCGAGAAGAGCCGGCUGGUGGACGCGAUGCGGCACCGCGCGCAGUCGGCGUGGUCGUACGAGGCGGGCUUGCGCAACAGGGACCGCAACCGGUACAGCGACGUGCUGCCGUUCGACAAGAACCGUGUGCGGCUGCGGCGCGGGGACAACGACUACAUCAACGCGUCGUGGCUGGAGCUGACGUGUGGCGACGGCGUGGGGCGGUACAUAGCGGCGCAGGGCCCGACGGCGGCGACGUGGGGGGAUUUCUGGCAGAUGUGUGCCGAGCAGUGCGCGCAGGAGGUGGUGAUUGUGAUGCUGACGCCGCUGUUCGAGGCGGGCCGCGAAAAAUGCUACAAGUAUUGGUCGGAAAAGGAUUUCUGCGCCGGAGACGGGCUGGUGCUGGAAUUCGGGGGCGCGCGCGAAAGCGAGGGCGGGCACUUCACGGUGCGGCGGUGGACGCUGCGCGACGAGGCGAGCGGGGCGCUGAAGCCGGUGACGCAGUACCAGUUCCACGAGUGGGCGGAUUUCAGCGCGCCGGAGCAGGCGGCGUCGCUGGUGGAGCUGAGCAGCAGCGUGCACUCGCACGGCAGCCCGGACCCCGUGGUGGUGCACUGCUCGGCCGGCGUGGGGCGGUCCGGCACGUUCAUCGCGGUGGACUACUUUCUGCAGCACUGCACGGCGAGUCUGACGGCGCCAGACACCGACGACGCGCGCCACGACCUGAUCACGCCGGUCAACAACCACGAGGUGCAGGACCCCGUGCUGGAGAUCGUGUCGGAGCUGCGCAGCCAGCGCGUGCUGAUGGUGCAGCAGUUCGAGCAGUUUGCGUUCAUCUACGACUGCCUGCGGCAGUACUACAUCGACAGAUACCUCAACAGAACGUGA
Molecule: messenger RNA, 2265 nt
Organism: Ogataea haglerorum
Lineage: Eukaryota; Fungi; Ascomycota; Pichiomycetes; Pichiales; Pichiaceae
Exons: 2
Coding region: 1-2265 (754 amino acids)
Biological process (GO): protein dephosphorylation
Molecular function (GO): protein tyrosine phosphatase activity
Source: RefSeq, a predicted model, not a curated record